AUGAAUAGUAAAAAGAGAGAGGGAGGGACCGCACAAAAGAGGCAACACAGUGGACACAAAGCGCACGAGAGAAGAGGCACUGAGAGAGAGGGAGGGACCGCACAAAAGAGGCAACACAGUGGACACAAAGCGCACGAGAGAAGAGGCACUGAG
Messenger RNA from Sphenostylis stenocarpa, 153 nucleotides. The record is from the annotation of a GenBank genome assembly. Lineage: Eukaryota; Viridiplantae; Streptophyta; Magnoliopsida; Fabales; Fabaceae.